AUGGACUCCAUAGAUUCCUACAAGCAGCUCACCCAAGCCUUUGACUCUCAUUUCAUUACGAACAGCAGGGUUCCUCGGCCUCUAAGUUCGUUGUUGUCAUUAUCCAUGCGUAAGGGAGAAACUCUAAAAGCAUACUCAGACAGAUAUUGGGAAAUUUACAAUAAGAUGGACGGCUACUUUGACGACGUCACCAUCAGCACUUUCAAAAGCGGUCUCCCAACUAAGCACGGCUUAAGAAAAUCCUUGACUGGCAAGCCUGUCACCAGCAUUCGUCAACUUAUGGACCGGAUUGACAAAUACAAAAGAGUGGAAGAGGACCAACUGCAAGAGAAAGGGAAGGAAAAGAUCAUCCCUCAAAAGAGGAAUGAUUUCAGGUCGGAACGAUACAACAAUAACCAUCCGAUGAGAGAUUUCGUAGGGCACUCAGGAUCAACCAACACGCAGACGGUUAACGCUGUAUUCAGAGAACCGGUACACCAAGUUUUAGAGAAAGUCAAGAAUGAGCCAUUUUUCAAAUGGCCGAAUAAGAUGGCUGGAGACUCCACAAAGUGCAACCUGUAUUGUUAG
Molecule: messenger RNA, 567 nt
Organism: Quercus robur (English oak)
Lineage: Eukaryota; Viridiplantae; Streptophyta; Magnoliopsida; Fagales; Fagaceae
Exons: 1
Coding region: 1-567 (188 amino acids)
Source: RefSeq, a predicted model, not a curated record